Messenger RNA from Vicia faba (fava bean), 852 nucleotides. The record is from the annotation of a GenBank genome assembly. NCBI's taxonomy places the organism in Eukaryota, Viridiplantae, Streptophyta, Magnoliopsida, Fabales, Fabaceae.
AUGUCAUAUACAAAUAUGGAAGUUCUUUCUCUCUCUGUCACACUCACCAAAUCUCAAACCUUUCCCUCUCUCAAACAACCACUUCACCAACUUCCAAUAACCACAACACUACCCAACAAAAUCAAUCUUUCUUCUUCUUCCAUUUCAUGUAACUCCUCUUUUACCAGAAUCUCGGCAACGAAUGCACAACCAUCAAUUUCACAAACCAAUAUGUUGUUUCCUGCAGGAAAUUCAAAGCAUUGGAUUGUUAGAAUGGAUAAGCCUGGUGUUGGUGUUGUUACCAAAGCUCAGAUUGUUGAUUAUUAUGCUCAAAUUUUGACCAAGGUUAUGGGAAAUGAAAAAGAUGCACAAAUGUGUUUGUAUCAUGUUUCUUGGAAAACCAACUUUGGCUUUUGUUGUGAAAUUGAUGAGGAGUGUGCACUUGAGUUAGCUGGUGUGCCUGGUGUCUUGUCAGUUCAGCCAGACCAUAAUUUUGAGUCUGAAAAUAAGAAUUAUGAAGGUAGAAACUUGGAAAAUAGGCUGAAUGUGCCUAGUUCUUUGGAAGAAACUCAGGAAACUCCAGUGAAAACGAAGAAACUUUUUGUGACAGGGCUAUCAUUUUAUACAUCUGAGAAAACCUUACGUGCUGCAUUUGAAGGCUUUGGUGAGCUUGUUGAAGUUAAAGUCAUCAUAGAUAAAAUUUCAAAAAGGUCCAAGGGUUAUGCAUUUAUUGAAUAUGCUGCAGAAGAGGCUGCAAGUGCAGCACUCAAAGAGAUGAACAACAAGAUUAUUAAUGGCUGGAUGAUAGUGGUAGAUGUUGCUAAGACUACCCCGCCAAGAUACAACAAAGGUCGCGCCAGACCAUCUGCAUGA